AUGACAAGCGACACGUACCCCGUCCAUCGCCUAGUCUUCAAGAACGAUCUUGACGGCCUUCGACAGGCCCUGACCACCAUCGCGGAUAGAUCGUCGCUCGACCAGAAAUGUCGCGGUCAAACUCCACUCACCCUCGCUGUCUCUCUCGGGCGGAAGGAAUGUGCGAAGCUGCUAUUGGAGGCUGGGGCGUCUACGCUCGUGAGAAAUGCACAGGGAUGGACGCCAUUCCAGGAAGCGACCAGCUUUGGUGACCGUGAGCUUAUGGAGCUCAUUUUUCGGAAACGACGCGCUGAACUCGCGAACUGGUUGAAGACGACUGGGAGGGAUGUGCUUUGGAAGAUAUCUGAGGACCUGAACAACUUCUAUCUCGAAAUGCGGUGGUCGUUUGGAUCAUAUGUCCCCUUUGUCAGCUCAAUAUGUCCAUCGGACACUUAUAAGAUCUUCAAGAAGGGACGGAACGUUCGCAUUGACACCACGCUCGUUGGAUUUGAAAGCCUAUCGUGGCUUCGAGGCGAUAUCUCAAUUGUCUUCACAGAGGAAAGCGAAGGUUCUCGGCUGGUAAUCUGCGAUCAUCAACGGAAAUUAGUGCAACAGCUGUGGCCACGGGAUUUCACAAUUGGAGAUGAUGAGAUUGCAGAGGAGCUCAGCAUAAGCUUGAACACGACGAUGGUGACCCCACCAGAGUUUGAUCUAUCGCGCUUCAGUCUAUCUCGGACGAAGAGUGGAUUCUGGACAUUCAAAAUCGAUCGCAACGAACGCGUCGGCCCCUGGGAAACAUCGGUAUGGUCGGUCGACGCCGUUGAAUGCGUCACUAAGACCCGCACAGAACAUCUCGAGGUGCAUCCACUCCCGGUCGUCGAAACAGAACCGGAGCCGAAGAAGGAGAAAGAGCCACCAAAGGCGUCUGGAUCGGAUACCGAAGCUGGAUCGGAUGAAGGUGACGAUCGCACAGCCACCACGACCAAGGAAGAAGAAGACGAGCUCAUUCGCAAAUAUGAGACGGGCGAAUGGACAGCCGAAGAAGGCGAGAUCGACGCCAAGAAGGCGAUACGCAAAUUCGCUCACUUCCGGCCGACACUGGACCCUCCACCGUCAGAUUCCGUCGUCUCCUACGACGACUUCUUUGCAGAAAGCAAGCUCGAUGAGUUUCUCCAUGUCGGUAGACCCAUGAAAAUCGAGCAUGGCGUCAAAAAGGGCAGCGCGACGCUUUGGAUGUACAACGGUGCCCCGAUCGUCCACGGCGCGUCUGCGGUCGCCGCGCAGUCUGUAGAAGAUUCAGAGGAGGCUGCGGCGACUUACUCGUUCUUCCCGACGGUGGUGCAGGCGAAACCCACGCCGCCUAUCUCCAUUCAGUCCGAUGAGUUUCCGCUGAAAGUGGAGACCCUGUGGCCGCUUCUGGAUCUGAUUGGCAUGGGCGCGGACAAGAAUGUCGGGGCUUUCAAGGAAUUCUUGAACAAGAACCUGCCUCCUGGGUUUCCUGUCCAAAUCGAGAUCCCCGUCGGUCUUCUUCCCCUCAGCGCACUAGUAACCUUCCAAAACAUCAGCACAACAUUCCCUAUCGAAGACAAGAUGUUUGCAAUACCCGGGAAGAAGGAAGGAUAUAGGCGGGGCGAGGUCGUUAGUGGUAGCGACGGUUCUAUCUAA
Messenger RNA from Fimicolochytrium jonesii, 1644 nucleotides. RefSeq names its product GPCR-chaperone-domain-containing protein. The transcript is spliced from 4 exons. Bases 1 to 1644 code for a protein of 547 amino acids. Gene Ontology annotation, molecular function: protein binding. Gene Ontology annotation, cellular component: cytoplasm. The record is from RefSeq and is a predicted model, not a curated record. Lineage: Eukaryota; Fungi; Chytridiomycota; Chytridiomycetes; Spizellomycetales; Powellomycetaceae.